Messenger RNA from Caenorhabditis elegans, 1908 nucleotides. RefSeq names its product SH3 domain-containing protein (gene Y51A2A.5). The record is from RefSeq and is marked reviewed. Bases 1 to 1908 code for a protein of 635 amino acids. The transcript has a single exon. Lineage: Eukaryota; Metazoa; Nematoda; Chromadorea; Rhabditida; Rhabditidae.
AUGGUGAAUACUAAAAUUAAUAAUCAGUGGCAAGAGAAAUACAAAGCAUUGUCAGAUUUCAUGUCUCUCAAGAUUCAAAAUGGCCAAUCAUUUUCAGAUUACUGUAACUGUAUCGAGUACAGAGCAGAAAGAGCAAUGGGAGAAGGACAUUCGAAGGAUUCUAUUGAGCCUUUCAAAAUGAUAAAACUCAGGAAUCAUAUUUCUGAAAAAUAUUGGUAUCUGCCAGAUACGCACGUAAAUCGUUCGUCAGAGACUGAUCAGUAUGAGAUCUUGAAAAACUAUAUCAUUAGCUAUAUUCAAGAUAUGGAAGAGAGUAAAGAAUUGUAUUUUGCUGGAAUUGUUGAUAGGUGUCGAACAGAUAUUUUCAUCCAACCAAUGUUUCUUGAAGUUAGUGAAAGCAUUCCACAAGAGUCACACAUCCAGGAAGCAACAAUUUCCAAUGUUAUAGAGCAGCCGGCUUUUACAGAUGAUAUACGUUCGGAUGCCAUUUUUGAUUAUGAUUCUUUUAUGAUUCAAGAAGGGCAGCCGUUGACACAUUAUUGCGAAUGUAUUGAAAUUUUGGCUGAUAAAGUGUUGAAAAAUGAACUUCCAGAAGAAUUGCUAUCGUUGGCUAAACUUGAAAAGUUAGUGGUUUUGCUUACAGAUGACGCUUGGUAUCAAGCUGAAUAUGAAAUGCAGAUUCUCCGUGUUUCAGACUCAGACAAAUUUCACUGGUUGAAAAACUGGAUAUUCAAUGAGUUUCAGUUCAUAGUGAACUGUACAGAUGGCAGUUCUGUUGCACUAUUCUACAGAGUACCGUAUUUACCACCUGAUAUUUUCACAGAGCCACAAUUUCUGGAAGCACCUGACCGUAUAGAAUAUUCUGAUUUGGAAAAUGAGUUAAUAGCUCGUGAGCUAAGAUCUCAGAAGAAGAUGGACGUUGACAAGAAAGAGGAUACUGUAGUCGCAAAUAAUCAUACUGUAGUCUUCAAUAGUUUGAAUGUUGAUCCAGUUUCUAGUAAUGUUCAGAAAAAUAUAGAGACAGUUGAAAUGGAUAAAGUUGAAGAGGAAUGUAUUAAUUGUGAUACAUACAAUAAAGAAGUUUUGAAUGAUUUGGUAACCGAUUCAAAUAUAAUUAUUUCAAGAUUUCCAGAGGAUGAAGAUGUCAAAGAUAAAAGGACGUUUGAAGAUAAAGACGAAAGUAUUUCGGAAAUGGAUACUGUGGACCAGAAAGCCAAAGAUGUAAACUUGGGUCCCCCACAGAACUCCAAUAAACAUUGUUCGAAAGAUUUUCACAGUUUUGAAUCUUCAACUAUUCGUAUUGAUGAUUUCUCAGAAAUUGAUAAUGUGAAUGUUACUUCUGAUCCCUUGAUCAGUUCAUUUGAGAAGCAGGAGACACCAGGAAUAAUACAACUGGAAUAUUUCACUUGUGGAAAAAUGUUAGAGAAUGAAGACACUGAUGCCAUUCCCCAAUUGAAGAGUAUAGAUUCAUUGAACAACCAUAAACAGAAAGCCGGACUACAAAAGCCGGGAGAUGUCGCCUGUGGCGUGAUUUUUGAAAAAAAAAUUAAGCGUCGUGUCAAUGAAGAAAAACGCCCACGUACCGAUCCUCCGUUUGACUUGGUUCCUCAGACAAGCUGUGAAUUGGAAAGUGUACUGGAAUCGGAUAUAUGGAACUAUUGGAAUUAUGAUUGUGAUACGGUCUCGGAUUUUUUGAAUUGGAAGGAUAUGAAUUGGAAAGAUAUGAGCUGGCACAGAUUCGUUCGAGAAUCUCGUCCUCGCAAGGAUCCACCUUGGAGUUCGUGUCGUUCGGAAGUUGGCUUAUGCUAUGGAUGGAGAUGGGAUGUCAGUCAAGAGCCAUUGUGUACUCCGGCUUGGACGAGCUGCCACGUCAUGUUCCCACCUCGCCAAGCUGCAGAGGUUCAAUGA